GGUAACCACUUAGGUUGGGAGCCUGAGGAGGUUUUUAGUCCUCUGUCAGUAUUUUCUAGACCAGGCAGUGGCCACAGCAGAGGGAGUUAGCUCCACCCAGGAUGUUAUCUCUGACCUGGGGCAUGAGGCUAGUGGAAAGACCUGUGGUCCCCAGGGUCCUCCUCUUGCUAUUUGCACUCUGGCUGCUCCUCCUGGUUCCAGUCUGGUGUUCUCAAGGCCAUCCCACUUGGCGUUACAUCUCAUCGGAGGUGGUUAUUCCUCGGAAGGAGAUCUACCAUACCAAAGGACUUCAAGCACAAAGACUGCUCUCGUAUAGCUUGCGUUUUCGGGGCCAGAGACAUAUCAUCCACCUGCGGAGAAAGACACUCAUUUGGCCCAGACACUUGUUGCUGACAACUCAAGAUGACCAAGGAGCCUUACAGAUGGAGUACCCCUUUUUUCCUGUAGAUUGUUACUAUAUUGGCUACCUGGAGGGGAUCCUGCAAUCCAUGGUCACUGUGGAUACUUGUUAUGGGGGCCUGUCAGGGGUCAUAAAGUUGGAUAACCUUACCUAUGAAAUCAAACCCCUCAAUGAUUCACAGAGCUUUGAACACCUUGUUUCUCAGAUAGUAUCUGAGUCUGAUGACACAGGGCCUAUGAAUGCAUGGAAGCACUGGAGCCAUAAUACAGGUUCUCCCUCCUCCAGAUUGGAAUAUGCAGAUGGAGCUCCCAGACUAUCUAGUAAGAAUUACGCUACACAUCCAGCUGCUAUAAAAGGCCACUUUCAAGCAACCCAUUCUGUAUAUAGUGCUUCUGGAGGUGACAAACUUUCAUCUACUGUUGAGUAUUUGUUUAAAGUCAUUAGUUUAAUGGACACCUAUCUGACCAAUCUUCAUAUGCGGUACUAUGUCUUUCUCAUGACUGUGUAUACCGAGGCUGAUCCAUUUUCACAAGAUUUUCGAGUUCCAGGAGGGCAGGCUCAUACUUUCUAUGAGAGAGUAUUUUAUGCUCAUUUUAGGCCUGAUGCAGGAGCUAUAAUUAACAAGAAUUCGCCAGGAGAUGAUGCUGUUAAUCCAGCUGAGAGGAGUAUAUGUUCUCCCUCAGCCCUAAUUUGUCUUGGUCAACAUGGUCGAAAUCCUUUAUUUUUAUCUAUUAUAAUAACCAAUCGUGUUGGAAGGAGUUUAGGCCUAAAACAUGAUGAGGGGUACUGUAUCUGCCAGAGAAGGAACACCUGCAUCAUGUUCAAAAAUCCUCAAUUAACAGAUGCUUUCAGCAAUUGUUCCCUUGCAGAGAUAAGCAACAUACUUAAUACUCCUGAUCUGAUGCCAUGUCUUUUCUAUGACCGUCAUGUUUAUUAUAAUACAUCAUUGACUUAUAAGUUUUGUGGAAACUUCAAAGUAGAUAACAAUGAGCAGUGUGACUGUGGCUCCCAAAAGGCAUGUUAUUCAGAUCCCUGCUGUGGAAAUGAUUGCAGGUUAACACCUGGUAGCAUUUGUGAUAAAGAAUUAUGCUGUGCAAAUUGCACUUACAGUCCUUCUGGGACACUCUGCAGACCUAUCCAGAACAUAUGUGAUCUUCCAGAGUACUGUAGUGGCUCUAAGUUCAUUUGCCCAGAUGACACUUAUCUGCAAGAUGGGACACCAUGCUCAGAAGAGGGUUACUGCUAUAAAGGUAACUGCACUGAUCGCAACAUACAAUGCAUGGAAAUCUUUGGUGUAAGUGCUAAGAAUGCUAAUAUUAAGUGCUAUGACAUCAACAAACAACGGUUUCGAUUUGGGCAUUGUACUAGAGCAGAAGAAAGCCUCACAUUCAAUGCUUGUGCUGAUCAGGACAAGCUGUGUGGAAGGUUGCAGUGUACCAAUGUCACCAAUCUUCCAUUUUUGCAAGAACAUGUUUCAUUCCAUCAAUCGGUUAUCUCUGGGGUUACCUGCUUUGGGCUUGAUGAACAUCGUGGGACAGAAACAGCAGAUGCUGGAUUGGUGAGACAUGGUACCCCGUGUUCAAGGGGUAAGUUCUGUGAUCGAGGAGCUUGCAAUGGAAGUUUAUCUCGUUUGGGUUAUGACUGCACCCCAGAAAAAUGCAAUUUCAGAGGAGUGUGUAACAAUCGUCGGAAUUGCCAUUGCCAUUUUGGUUGGAGCCCUCCAAAGUGCAAAGAAGAGGGACACAGUGGGAGCAUAGACAGUGGGUCCCCUCCGGUUCAAAGGCGCAUAAUAAAACAGAACCUAGAGCCAGUAGUGUAUUUAAGAAUACUCUUUGGUCGUAUUUACUUCCUCUUUGUUGCACUGCUCUUUGGCAUUGCCACUCGUGUAGGAGUUACUAAGAUAUUUAGGUUUGAAGACUUGCAAGCUGCUUUACGUUCUUGGCAAGAACAAGCAAAGGACAAGUAAAAUGAGUUAGCCCCCUGUCUCCUCUAAGAUAAAGAGAAUGGAAAAAAAAUCUGAAUGUCAUUAGGGGACAAGGUAGAACUCCAGUCCACAGUUCUGGAUGGCCUUUGUUUAUAUCAUGGGACAUAAGACGUGUUGGACUCG
This is a messenger RNA of Mus musculus (house mouse), 2507 nucleotides long. RefSeq names its product a disintegrin and metallopeptidase domain 6A (gene Adam6a). The record is from RefSeq and is marked validated. Gene Ontology annotation, biological process: proteolysis. Gene Ontology annotation, molecular function: metalloendopeptidase activity; metallopeptidase activity. NCBI's taxonomy places the organism in Eukaryota, Metazoa, Chordata, Mammalia, Rodentia, Muridae. The coding region runs from base 102 to 2366 and encodes 754 amino acids. Gene Ontology annotation, cellular component: membrane. The transcript has a single exon.